AUGGGCUCCGGAUUCCUCGCAGGUCUUCGUCCGGACCGCAGGAGGUUCUCCAACCGGAUCGCCAUGCUGAUGAGCUGGUCGAGUGACAGGUUGUCAUCACGGCAGGCUAACUCCAAUUGUACCUCCUCCUGCAGUUCGCUGCGGAACACGCUAUAUGAGCAUCUUCCUGCCCGGCUAGAGCAGUGCCCCUGGUCUCUGGUAUACAGCACCCAGAGACACGGCACCAGCCUGGGCACUCUGUACAAGAGCAUGGGGGGCAUGGACUGUAGCACCAGUACCCUCACUGUCAUCAGAGACAACUAUGGACAGGUGUUUGGUGCAUUUUGUCCCACUACUCUUCGAAUCAGUCUGUCAUACUAUGGAACAGGACACACAUUCCUCUUCUCCUUCUCUCCACAACUCCAGGUUUAUGAAUGGAAGUUUAGUAACUCCUUCUUUGUGAAGGGAAGUCCAGACUACCUGGCAUUUGGUGGAGGAGGGGGUCUCUUUGGCCUGUGGUUAGACGAUGGCCUGAUCCAUGGGCGGAGCCAGAGGUGUGACACAUUUGACAAUGACGUGUUGUCCUCCUCUGAUGACUUCCUCAUCAACGACCUGGAGGUUUGGGCCAUCUCCUGAAGACAAGGGACUGCAUGGUACUGCUUACAUAAACAUUAUACAACCAUUGUGACAGUUGAUCUCAUCUGAGGAUCCCAAAGCGUGGCUCCCUGUGCAAGGUGAUUCAACUCCAUCACCUCAUUAUUUUCCAUUACAAACAGAUAAGGCCCCUAACUCACCAUCUUCAGAAGCAUUGGGAAAACAGAAAUAGAGUACUACUGGCCUCUGGUGUUCAAUUAUUUAGACAGUGUGUAAUAAUCACUCCUCUCUCUGUUGGCCUUAUUUUCUGCUUGGUAUGUCUGUAUCAGUCUGUGGAGAUUUUAAUUAGUUCAGAAACGUUCUGCUGAGAGUUAAACAAUGAAAGGACAGUCAGAUUAGCACAGUUGACUGGUCAAUCUCAAUCAAUAACACAUGAUGGGCUCCCAAGUGGCGCAGCGGUCUAAGGCACUGCAUCUCAGUGCUUGAGGCGUCACU
This is a messenger RNA of Coregonus clupeaformis (lake whitefish), 1068 nucleotides long. Its product is annotated as TLD domain-containing protein 2-like. The record is from RefSeq and is a predicted model, not a curated record. NCBI's taxonomy places the organism in Eukaryota, Metazoa, Chordata, Actinopteri, Salmoniformes, Salmonidae. The transcript is spliced from 5 exons. Gene Ontology annotation, biological process: response to oxidative stress. Gene Ontology annotation, cellular component: nucleus. Bases 1 to 615 code for a protein of 204 amino acids.